Messenger RNA from Myzus persicae (green peach aphid), 3809 nucleotides. RefSeq names its product myosin-G heavy chain (gene Rgk2). Gene Ontology annotation, molecular function: GTP binding; GTPase activity; calcium channel regulator activity. NCBI's taxonomy places the organism in Eukaryota, Metazoa, Arthropoda, Insecta, Hemiptera, Aphididae. Bases 1053 to 2999 code for a protein of 648 amino acids. The transcript has 7 exons. The record is from RefSeq and is a predicted model, not a curated record. Gene Ontology annotation, cellular component: plasma membrane.
UUAACUUAAUAGGAACCUACUUAGCAGUAAGGAGAUUCAUAGUUUCAUACACUUCAGUUAUUAUAUAAUAUCAUUUUAAUUUUCAGAAAAAACAUAAAAUGUGUAUGAUAAAAACUAAUUGGCAAAUUGAACCAUAAUAUACCGCUCUAAUUUGAGUCGUAGCAGCAGUGGUGUAGUGGUGCCCCGGUGUCCGGUGUGCUGAUCAUUGAUCGAGGUGUAGAUACAGGUUGAUCCUUUAAACUUUUACGACAUUUAUAAUGACUAUCUUACGUUGAAUAGAUCACCCCGUGAUCCUCAAGAUAGUGGAUAACCUUGCCCCUUGGGGUGUUACUGGCUUACUGCUGCAUCCUCGAUGUAGAAAAGAGUAAUAUUUUCUAAAUAGUGGUCACAUUAUAUAAAUAUAAAUAAACCGCCGCUAGAUGGCGUUAGAUGUUUCACGAAAGAGUUAGUUGCCCCAACUUGUAGUGCAGCUCACACUAACGAUACGCCGCCACCGCCGAUGCCGCGAUUUUGUUAAAAGUCGGGUAGACCCUUCUCGUAGCAGCGUUCAGUUCAGUGUACCGAACGGCUCCAUCCGCGAAAGCUGCGGGGCGAUCGGAACACGUGUUGCUGCGCGCUGCUCUCGAUACACGCGACUAAACGAUAUGAUAUUUUAACUUACAAUCACUAUUUUUUUAUACUCGAUCGUUAUUAUUUUAAUGUUAAUAUUAUUUUCUUUAUCUGGUGCUCUCACAUUAUAAAUAUAUUGUCACACGCGUUAACCCAUUCGUUUUUCAGUGUCGCGUACGGUCGUAUCUUAAAACAUAGAAUUUCGCCAAAAAAAUAAGUUUCUGAAAAUUUACUUCCUUUCUGGGGGGAUAAUAUUGUACAAGUAGUGACGCGCUGCACCGCGCGCCGUCUCCGCGACCAAUCGGCGGCGGUGCAGCCGGCGUUCGCGGACCGCACGUUUUGGCUUUGCGGUGUCCACCUGUUGCCAUCUCAUCGAAAGUAGUAGUGACAGAGACAGCGACAUCGGUAGAAGAAGUAGCGGUGGUCAAAUCGCACACUUCAUCAUGUCAUCGCACAGCAGUUCCAUGCGGACGUUCCGGAGUUCCGAUUCGGCCAGCGAGAUCGGAUCGUCCGAGACUUCGUUUUCCGAACGGUCUCAGCCCUACUUUGCUCUGUGUUCGCCCCGAUCCAAGUCGUCCAUUAACGUGUCCAAUAGCGGUAGCGUCGCUGUCGCUGCGGGUCCGGGUAAUACUGUCGGCAGGUCUGGUUCCAUAUCAUCCGGAAUCAACCAUAGUAAUAACAACAACAACAACAACAACAACAACAACAAUAAUAAUAAUUUCAAGCAGUCGGCUGCACAACAACCGCCAACGGUCGCUUACCACCAUCAGCCAUGCCGGCGGUCGUCCAGCGCCAAGGCGGCCAAUAAGCCGCGGCCUGUCGUCCGCCGGGACCUGGGUCACGUCAACUCGUUUCCGGACGCGCACUACAACAUGCAUCACAAGACGCCACCGGGUGGUGGUUCGUCGUCCACGUCGUAUUACACGCCACCAAGGAGCCCGUCGCUGAGCGUGACCACGCCGACCGACGGGCCACCGCGCCGUAGCCCUACAACCCCGUCGUCCAGUGCAGUGUUUAAAUUCCCCUCGUCCGCGGUUUCCGCCACCAUCGCCUCUUCGUCGUCCGGUGGCUCGGCCAUUGUCCACCAUUACGGCCGCAGCGGUGGCACAAACCCAAACACACCGAGGACUCUACCCAGGAGUCCAUCCACCGGCAGUGCCGCUACUUCCACGUCGUACAACACCAACAGUGACAGCGCGUGCAACACCCACAGGUCUGCAUCUGAUUUGACUGAGUGCACGGAGGAAGAUUUAUCCACUAUGCCAGCAUCGGUUUCUAGACCGUCAUCACCAAGAGGCCGGGGUCUAGCGUACUUAGCGUCCCGUCGAAGUAGCCGUGAUUCUCAAUUUUCUAACGAAGAAUUAGCACCACUUAACUUCAAUGCCACAGCUCGAGGGAGGCAAAGAAGAACCUCCAAUUUCUUGGAGCUCCCAGUUCCGGAUCACGUAAGGCCUCGUGUUUGCAGUCUUCCAGAGAAACCAUACAAUCCAAGGUCUGGGGACGAGUUGUACCGACUCCGUACUUUUAGUAUAACUAAUAAAGGUGGCGUGGUGAAUUGUGGUGAUAGUAUUAUAAACAGAAGAUCCAGAAGUAAUACCAGCGUCAAUUCAACAACUAGCAAACAUAGCCCCAGUAACCUAAGCGGGAUAUCACCUUUUGACGGUUCGUGUUGUGGUGGAAAUAGCAGCUACAAUGAUCUAAGCUCUGGAGAGUCUAGCGUUGCCGAAGAGAUACCCAAGUACAGAGUGGUACUUCUCGGCGAAUCUGGUGUCGGCAAAACGGCGUUGGUUUCGCAGUUCAUGACAUCUGAGUACAUGAAUACGUACGACGCAUCCUUAGAUGACGAGUUUGGUGAAAAAACAGUUUCCAUACUACUGGAUGGCGAAGAGUCUGAAAUGGUGUUCAUUGAUCACCCUAGCAUCGAAAUGUCGGUGGAAAAUUCAAUCGCUACAUACGAACCACACGCUUGUAUUGUGGUUUACUCGGUGGUGUCUAAAGGAUCGUUCAAAGUAGCCGAAGAAAUAUUAAACUAUUUGUGGCAAGAGAACUACACUCGCGAGAAGACGGUCAUUGUGGUCGGCAACAAGGCGGACCUGAUGAGAGCAAGAUGUAUUACUACCGAAGAGGGAAAACAAUUGGCAUGCUCGCGGGAAUGUAAAUUCAUUGAAACCUCGAGUGGUAUUCAACAUAAUGUGGACGAGCUGUUGGUGGGUGUGUUGAAACAAAUCCGUCUGCGUGAGACCAGAGACAAAAAGAAACAGAACCAACGGAAAACGGCUAUACACGGAUCGAAAACUUCACUGUCAUUACAUAUCGCAAAAGAAAUAUUGCAAAAAAUGUGUUUACUCGAUUCCAAGUCGAAAUCUUGCGGAAACCUUCACGUACUCUAAGUCGAAUAAUAACUAUAAUUUUAAUAAAACUCGACGUUUUCUGUACUCCUAUUUUUAAUUUACUAAUGCUCGUAUACUAUAUAUAUAUAUAUUAUGUAUAACUACUUGUGUAUAAACGCGCCUGAAACAAUCCUUGAUACCUACUUUGUACUUACUUCUUUACAGGGACGGAGUGGGUGAGACACUACACGGUUCAGUAACCAUGUGAUAUUUGUAAGAGAUACCUAUCGAUUGAUGAUUUAAACCGACUUUAUACAGGGCGUCGGUCUAUUUUUGAGUGACUGGCAAAAGGGCUGCUGCUGUAAAACAUUUAUCACUUUUCUUCGGUGUAUUCCUAUAUAUACGUAUUUUUGUAUUUUCGCGAUCUUACUGAAACAAAUACGCGAAUGUUUCUAAUACGCUUCCAGGGCCAUGUAAUCCUAUUAAGGUCGGAGGGACUAAUCCCUCGCCCUUCUCCAUUGACUGUUCUAUUUUUUCCUGUGAUAUAAUAUUAUACACAUUAAACAUUUCAAUCCUAGUUUCUAUCGAUCAUUUACCAGAUAAUAAUAAUAUAAUAUAAUAUCAUCAUCAUACAAAAAUAUAUGUAUUAUUAUUGUUAUAUCAUUUAAUCAAUUAUUUAAUAAUAUUAUUACAUUUGAUAUAAGUUGCCAAAACAAUAUUAUACAAAUAACAGUUGAUAAAAUUUAGAAAAAUUAUUCUUCCUGAAACCAAUACCUACAAUGUUGGUAGAAUAUUAUUUUAUUUUAUUAUUGUGAUUUUCAGAUAGGUUCAUAUUAUUAUAUGUAUUGUAGACAAACAGAGUAUGGUCAA